AUGUCGAGAAGAGAUGACGAGCAAAUAUUCAAGGAAGAGGACUGGAUGUUGGCUCUGUGCAGCAAAUGUUUGAAGUCUUCUGUCGGCGGACAACCAUUUGCCAUCCCUGCAGCCGUUGUCAAGCCACAUUUAGCCAGUGAAGUACGCUUCCUUACCAGUUUAUGUUGGAAGAGUUGGAGGUUACAACUUGCGACGGAUGCUGGUGGGGAGGAAGAACCAGCUACACAACAACUUGCCUUUGCUAGCGCGCCAAUUGGUGCGCUACUGAUGAAACCUAUUUUGCUAGAUCGGCGAUACGUGUAUCCCUCCCAACUUGGGUGGAAACAACUGGGUCCUAGCUCCGCUGCGGGUUUGGAUGCUCUCAGUUGGCCAAAUUUCUCCAACAAAGACACUGUAUCAGAAGAGGCAAGUGGAUGGGGAACAUCCACUACGCAGCAUGUCGCAGCUGAUGUAAUAUCCUGGCCGACGUUUUUGUGCAUUGAUGGGCAAGGAUCGCAUGCCAACCGCAGAAAACCCUACGAAACGGAGCAAAGUGUGAAUCCCACAGUGAAUGGAGAAUAUAAACCCCCUCCCGCGCCACACGCUCUAACUCAACCCCUUAUAAACACUGUCGUGCGUUUCGUUUUACCGGUCUCGUUUAUACACUGGCCUCGUUAUUUUAUUGUCAGCCGUAUUUUUGCUGCGGACUUCAUCCAAGAAGUCCUCUUCGAGAAGCCCUCUUCACCGUUGAUCAAUGGAAAGAAACCUUUUGAAUUCCGGUCUGCCAAUGCAGCAAAGCGGUUCAUGAGAAAUGCAGCCAGCUUGAUUGAAGAAGGGUUUAGUAAGCGCUUUUUCGCCUUAUUACUGAUGAUGGUCCCAGGGUCGUCCUCUCAGCUGCCUUACAUUGAUGAGAUCCGCAACCACCCUGCAUUGAACUUUAAUUCGGCCAUAUCAAAAGAGUUUCACGCCGAUUUCCCUGGAUUUGAUACCUUCAAGCAAGGAGCAACAGCAUGUGAGAUCUUUCAGGACGCCGUCCGGAUAAAACUAACGCAAAGCCUUGGAAACGUUACAGGACUUCUUUCUUCUGAGACUGCUCUCGUCCUUGAGACACAAUGGACAGAUAAUUCCUAUUGGCAUGAUAUUCCCCUCAAAACAAGUAUUCUCAUAAUGGUGGCCCAGCUGUCAUCCAAGGUCUUCCUAGGUGAAAAAAUACGUCGCAACCCAGACUGGCUUCGUAUCACCAUCUCCUACACUGUCGAUUCGUUUAUCGCUGCUACGGCCCUCCGUCAGUGGCUCGCGCUGACGCGCCGGCUGGUAGCCAACUUCUUGCCAUCGUGCUGUAAACUCCGACAGGAAAUUGAGCAAGCAAGAGCUAUCAUAAACCCAGCCCUUGAGGAGAGACGCAUGGCAAAAUUAGCCGCAUUCUCCUUGACCCAUAGUGGACGUGAGGAGAUUGUUCAGGAGCUUCGCAAUGAGAUUGUAACGGUUAUUCAGUCACAGGAAGGAUACAUUGUACUAUCCGGUAAAACAAUCGUGCCUAAGGGCUCGAUGGUUAUUGUCGCCUGUAACAAAAUGUGGGAUUCAAACAUCUAUCCGAAAAGAGCCCGACCACCUUUUGACUCGUACCGAUUCUUGAAGCUCCGCAAGACGCCUGGCCAUGAGACGUCUGCACAGUUAGUGUCACCUUCCCCAGAACACUUGGUAUUCGGAUUCGGGAAAACAUGCCUGCCCGGGACGCCUCUUUGCAGCCAAUGA
Paracoccidioides lutzii Pb01 is the source of this 1734-nucleotide messenger RNA. RefSeq lists its product as hypothetical. The record is from RefSeq and is a predicted model, not a curated record. The coding region runs from base 1 to 1734 and encodes 577 amino acids. The transcript has 10 exons. Gene Ontology annotation, molecular function: heme binding; oxidoreductase activity, acting on paired donors, with incorporation or reduction of molecular oxygen; monooxygenase activity.